Molecule: messenger RNA, 934 nt
Organism: Notothenia coriiceps (black rockcod)
Lineage: Eukaryota; Metazoa; Chordata; Actinopteri; Perciformes; Nototheniidae
Product: formin-like protein 14
Exons: 4
Coding region: 50-934 (294 amino acids)
Source: RefSeq, a predicted model, not a curated record
ACAGGAUUACAUCAGGCGCCAGCUGGAGGAGGAGCAGAGACACCUGGAGAUGCUGCAGGAGCAGCUGCUGCGGGAACAGGCCAUGCUGCUGGAGUUCAAGUGGCGGGAGCUGGAGGAGCAGCGCAAGGCCGAGCGUCUCCACCAGCGGCUGCAGCAGGAGCAGGCCUACCUGCUGUCGCUGCAGCACCAACCCAACAAGACCAAGCCUCCACAGACCUCCACCCUGCCCCCUGACAGAGCCCUCCCCUCACCCCCUCACGCUCAGGUCCUCGACGCUGCUGUUCCCGUAGCAAAAGGCUCCUCUGAGUCCUCCAGAGAACUUGACACAAUCCCCUCAGACAAAUCCCAGAGCAACGACUCAGAUGAGACAUGUCCAAACCAGCUCUCAAACCCCCCCACCCCCUAUCAGACUGAACUCCCUGACUCUGAACCUCCCCAGGCAGAAAGUCUGGAGCCCGAUAGGCCGGUCAUUCCUCCUCCUCCUCAGCCAAUCAGAGAGGCAGACGAGAGGUACCGUAAGAACAUUCAGGGCUCCCCUCAGGUCGCCCCCCCUCCCAAGCAGCCCCCUCUGCCUCCCCGAUCCUCUGAACCUUUCUCCAACGGCGGCCCCUCCGCCUCCGAGGCCGUGGCCAUGCAACGACCCAUGGAGCCUCAGGUCCAGUGGUCCCACCUGGCUGCGUUAAAAAGCAGCAUCAGCGCUGCCCCCUCUCCUCCUCUUCCUCCUCCUCCUCCGCCCGUGGUCUCUCGCUCGCAGUCCUUCAGCGAGCCCGCCGGCGUGAACUCUAGCUUUGCACAACUCCAGCUGCUCUCCCAGGACCCAUCGCCCGCACGCACUGACCCCCAGCCCCAACCUCCCCUCCACCACCCUCAGGGUCUUAGUAGGGCCGAACCCCAGGUCAGCGGAGAGGAAGUUCCUCCCAAGGUAAGGAGCUGA